CAAGUCAGGAUGUUGCAGACCGAUAUAUUGUUCAUCUUGAAGAGGUGAACUGUCCUAAUGGCAUGUAUCAGCCUAUCGAUUCUGAAUGUAUUAAUGCAUGCUCAUACAGGCAUAUGGAUGUUGCUGAUAUGGAUGAAAGAUUUGUAUUGAGCUCUAGAGGAGAUAAUAUAAGCCCAACCUAUGUUUACUGUAAUUACAAAAAAGGAUACUUUAACCCUGAUGGAAAGUUCAAUUUGAACUAUGACGAAGAUGUUAUUGUUAUUUCGGAUAUCUGCAUGCAUAUAAACGAAAGUAACCCAUGUAAGAAAGGCAAAUAUCCUCUUCCAGAUGGACUCUGUGUAAGUGAAUGCGAGCAUGGUUUUGACAGAAAUCCUCCUGACUUCCUUUGUAGACCAAUGGGGAGUUCUGUGAAUAUCUCUACUACUACCACUGACAGAACUUUAACACAGGGGACAUCACUUAUCAGCACAACACAAUCGUCAACCGAAGGCAUCAAUACAACUAAUUUUAGAGGAAGGACAAGUAUUAAGACCAUUACUGCAGAUGAUGAAAAUGACAAUAUAACUAAUGAAGCGGUUCCUUGGUGGCAUUAUCUUUUAUAUUGUUGUGUCGGUAUUGUCGUAUUCAGCAUCAUUGGUGCCUGUAUUUAUAAACGGCAGAGCUUAUUGGAGUGUUUGAACAGAAAAAGAAGACGACAUGACCACACCGUCAAUUAUAAAUUUGAGAAAGUAGACACUGUUAACAUUUGCAACUGUGCUGAACCUCACGUACCGGGUUUCUAAUGAGCAGAAUAACAAAUUGUAAUUAUAGCCAAAGCAAUUACACGAACAACAAGGACAAACCAAACCAUUGUGAACAAGGACUUCUUGUUGAUUCUAUCAAUCUUAUCAGCUCAAGAACUUUUGUUUUAAAUUACUGUUAUUUACAAUAUAGAUAUCGGUACAUACUAGCAGCUGUGUAUUUAUGAAUGAACAUUUAAUAAAUGUGAUAACUUUGCCAUAUUAUAUUCCUUGUAUAAGAACAACGAAAUCAUUUAAUGUCAGGUGUUUAAGCUAAUGAAGAAUGUGCCUUAGAAAACAGGUUUGAAGUAACACACGGGCUACACAUGGUGAUAAUCUUUCUAUUUUUUAUUUACUCAUAUAAUGGUUUUUACUAAGUAAUUUAAUCCCACACUCACUGUUAGAAAAUUUAAAUUGUUAAUUAAAAGCCCUUAACAUUCGAUGUUCACAAAUAAAUCUUAGAAAGUAAUAUUGUAUAAGAGAUAGAAAGAAACUUUUAUUAAUAAGAUAUUUUGCUUUUAAUGUGUUGUUCCUCAUCAUUCGGUAACUGUGAAGCUUAAUAGAACUAUGACUUGAGUACAUUGGCACUUGUUACUUCUUAGUUUAAAAGUAAAUCUUAUAAAACAUAUUUAAUAUACAAUGUAUUUUUAUCUAUCUAUGUAAAAUUGCAUACGUAUAAAAAUGUAUCUGAUUGCUUGGGAUUGUGUAUGUUUUUAUUUAUAGUAUCUUCCCUUGUGUUUUCUAAAGACACAAUGCAACCUUUUACAAUUAGCUCACUUGUUUUAUUAUCUUUUACUUCGAAAUGAUGACUUAUUAUCAUUACAUUAAAGGGGAAAUAAUCUCAAUAUGUGUUGUCAAUUUUAAUUAUUCGGUCAUGUCUCUUUUUCUGUGUGUAAUGUAUAUGAUCUUUUAUUAUUUUGACUUUUAUAAGAUGAAUGUAAUUAUUUGGUCUACUUUAAAUCGUAAUUUUAUUGUAUGGUAUAUUUUCUGUAACGACAAGGGCAUGUUAGCCUAUACUAGAGAGUAGUUUUAUAUGGAAUUGUAAAACACAUUUUUUCUUCUUGUAUGUCUUCCUGACCCUCAUCAAUGUGAUAUUAAUGAGCACAGUUAGUUUUAUGAAGAGAGUACCUUUAUUUUGAUACCAUAUUUGAAUAUUCAAUUUUUGAAAAAUAAACCUUUAGAUCUACAGAAAGAUAUUUGUUUUUGAGAUUUAGCAUUUUUGUAUGCGCCAUUCUAAUUUAUGUGUAUUAA
Messenger RNA from Ruditapes philippinarum (Manila clam), 2030 nucleotides. RefSeq lists its product as uncharacterized. The record is from RefSeq and is a predicted model, not a curated record. The transcript is spliced from 7 exons. Bases 63 to 782 code for a protein of 239 amino acids. Lineage: Eukaryota; Metazoa; Mollusca; Bivalvia; Venerida; Veneridae.